Messenger RNA from Coregonus sp. 'balchen', 17196 nucleotides. Lineage: Eukaryota; Metazoa; Chordata; Actinopteri; Salmoniformes; Salmonidae. The record is from the annotation of a GenBank genome assembly.
AUGGGAGAAGGAAAGAAGGGAUCUGGAGGAGGGGAGAAGAGCGGAGGAGCGCCCCCCAUCCAGGAGAAGAAAGGAGGGAAAGCAGAGGAGGGAGGGCCAGCGCCCGAGGAUGCCCACAAGUGCUGUGGCUGUCGCUUCCCCCUGCUCAUCGCCCUGCUACAGCUGCUGCUGGGGGUGGCCAUCACAGCCGUGGCCUUCCUCAUGGUCACCAUCAGCCCCUCGCUCCUGGCCAGGGAGACCCCACACUGGGCCGGCAUCAUUGUAAGCAUGGACCCGCCUCGUCCUUCUGUAUGCAUGGACACUUAAUAUGGCCUUGUGCCACUGUUGUAGCUGCAUGGGCCUUUGCCUUAUCUUUCUUUGGUCCCUAUGUCCAUCUUCACCUCACCUCACUACGUGACCGCAUGGAUCCUCGUCCUCAUACUCUAACAACCCAAUGCAACCUUGUGGAUCUACAUGCAUGCACACUCAAUAUGGCCACUAUUGUUGCUGCCCUAUCCUUUAAUCCUUCUGUCCAGCCUCACCUCAAAUCAAAUCAAAUCAAAUGUAUUGGUCACAUACAGAUGGUUAGCAGAUGUUAUUGCGAGUGUAGCGAAAUGCUUGUGCUUCUAGUUCCAACAGUGCAGCAAUAUCUAGCAAGUACUAUCUAACAGUUCCACAACAAAAUCCUAAUACACACAAAUCUAAGUAAAGGAAUGGAAUAAGAAUAGAUAAAUAUAUGGAUGAGCAAUGUCAUUAUCAGAGUGGCAUAGGCUAAGAUGCAAUAGAUAGUAUAGAAUACAGUAUAUACAUAUGAGAUGGGUAAUGCAAGAUAUUUAAACAUUAUUAAGAUAGUAAAGAAUACAGUAUAUACAUAUGUCUGUAGCUCAGCUGGUAGAGCACGGCGCUUGUAACGCCAAGGUAGUGGGUUCGAUCCCCGGGACCACCCAUACACAAAAAAAUGUAUGCACGCAUGACUGUAAGUCGCUUUGGAUAAUUAUAUUAUUAUAUGAGAUGGGUAAUGCAAGAUAUGUAAACAUAAUUAAAGUGGCAUUAUUAAAGUGACUAGUGAUUUUCAAGUCUGUAUGUAGGCAGCAGCCUCUCUGUGCUAGUGAUGGCUGUUUAACAGUCUGAUGGCCUUGAGAUAGAAGCAGUUUUUCUGUCUCUCAGUCCCAGCUUUGAUGCACUUGUACUGACCUCGCCUUCCAAUCCCCCAUGUGUUUUUUUUUCUCGCAAAUAUAUAUACACUACCGUGCAAAAGUUUGGGGUCACUUAGAAAACAUACAUGAUAUGAGUUUGAAUAGGCAGUGGCUAGUUGUCCUUGAUUAUCUUUUUGUCCUUCCUGUGACAUCGGGUGCAGUAGGUGUCCUGGAGGGCAGGUAGUUUGCCCCCGGUGAUGCGUUGUGCAGACUGCACCACCCUCUGGAGAGCCCUGCGGUUGUGGGCGGUGCAGUUGCCGUACCAGGCGGUGAUACAGCCCGACAGGAUGCUCUCAAUUGUUCAUCUGUAAAAGUUUUUGAGGGUUUUAGUUGACAGACACAUUUAUUCAGCCUCCUGAGGUUGAAGGGACGCUGUUGCGCCUUCUUCACAACACUGUCUGCGUGGGUGGACCAUUUCAGUUUGUCAGUGAUAUGUACUCAGAGGAACUUAAAACUUUCCACCUUCUCCACUGCUGUCCUGUCUAUGUGGAUAGAGGGGUACUCCCUCUGCUGUUUCCUGAAGUCCAUGAUCAUCUCCUUGUUUUUUUUUACGUUGAGUGAGAGGUUAUUUUCCUGACACCACACUCCGAGAGCCCUCACCUCCUCCCUGUGGGCUGUCUCAUCGUUGUUUUUUAAAUGUAUUUUACAUUUAUUUUUUGGGGGUAGAUCAGCUUUAAUAUUGCAGAUAGAUUAUAACUUCCAUCAAUGGGCGGCAGGUAGCUUAGUGGGUAAGAGUGUUGUGCUAGUAACCGGAAGGUUGCUGGUUCUAAUCCCCGAGCCGACUAGGUGAAAAAUCUGUCGAUGUGCCCUUAAGCAAGGCAUUUAACCCUAAUUGCUCCUGUAAGUCACUCUGGAUAAGAGUGUCUGCUAAAUGACUAAAAUGUGAUUGUCUGCAUCACUUCCAAUCCCCCAUAUGUUUUUUUUUCUCGCAAAUAAUUAUACACUACCGUUCAAAAGUUUGGGGUCACUUAGAAAACAUACAUGAUAUGAGUUUGAAUAGGAAAUAUAGCAAAAUGCAUAGGAAAUGUAGUCAUUGACAAGGUUAGAAAUAAUGCUUUUUAAUAGAAAUAAUACUUCUGUCCUUCAAACUUUGCUUUCGUCAAAGAAUCCUCCAUUUGCAGCAAUUACAGCCUUGCAGACCUUUGGCAUUCUAGUUGUCAAUUUGUUGAGGUAAUCUGAAGAGAUUUCACCCCAUGCUUCCUGAAGCACCUCCCACAAGUUUGAUUGGCUUGAUGGGCACUUCUUACGUACCAUACGGUCAAGCUGCUCCCACAACAGCUCAAUAGGGUUGAGAUCCGGUGACUGUGCUGGCCACUCCAUUAUAGACAGAAUACCAGCUGACUGCUUCUUCCCUAAAUAGUUCUUGCAUAGUUUGGAGCUGUGCUUUGGGUCAUUGUCCUGUUGUCGGAGGAAAGUGGCUCUAAUCAAGCGCCGUCCACAGGGUAUGGCAUGGCGUUGCAAAAUGGAGUGAUAGCCUUCCUUCUUCAAGAUCCCUUUUACCCUGUACAAAUCUCCCACUUUACCACCACCAAAGCACCCCCAGACCAUCACAUUGCCUCCACCAUGCUUGACAGAUGGCAUCAAGCACUCCUCCAGCAUUUUUUCAUUUGGUCUGCGUCUCACAAAUGUUCUUCUUUGUGAUCCGAACACCUCAAACUUCGAUUCGUCUGUCCAUAACACUUUUUUCCAAUCUUCCUCUGUCCAGUGUCUGUGUUCUUUUGCCCAUCUUAAUAUUUUCUUUUUAUUGGCCAGUCUGAGAUAUGGCUUUUUCUUUGCAACUCUGCCUAGAAGGUCAGCAUACCGGAGCCGCCUCUUCACUGUUGGCGUUGAGACUGGUGUUUUGCGGGUACUAUUUAAUGAAGCUGCCAGUUGAGGACCUGUGAGGUGUCUGUUUCUCAAACUAGACACUCUAAUGUAUUUGUCCUCUUGCUCAGUUGUGCACCGGGGCCUCCCACUCCUCUUUCUAUUCUGGUUAGAGACAGUUUGCGCUGUUCUGUGAAGGGAGUAGUACACAGCGUUGUACAAUAUCUUCAGUUUCUUGGCAAUUUCUCGCAUGGAAUAGCCUUAAUUUCUCAGAACAAGAAUAGACUGAUGAGUUUCAGAAGAAAGUUAUUUGUUUCUGGCCAUUUUGAGCCUGUAAUCGAACCCACAAUUGCUGAUGCUCCAGAUACUCAACUAGUCUCAAGAAGGCCAGUUUUAUUGCUUCUUUAAUCAGCACAACAGUUUUCAGCUGUGCUAACAUAAUUGCAAAAGGGUUUUCUAAUGAUCAAUUAGCCUUUUAUAAUGAUAAACUUGGAUUAGCAAACACAACGUGCCAUUGGAACACAGGACUGAUGGUUGCUGAUAAUGGGCCUCUGUACGCCCAUGUAGAUAUUCCAUAAAAAAAUCAGACGUUUCCAGCUACAAUAGCCAUUUACAACAUUAACAAUGUCUACGCUGUAUUUCUGAUCAAUUUGAUGUUAUUUUAAUGGACAAAAAAAUUGCUUUUCUUUCGAAAACAAGGACAUUUCUAAGUGACCCCAACAUUUUGAACGGUAGUGUAUAUAUAUACAUAUACAUACAUACACAUACAUAUACACAUACAUACAUAUACAGUGGGGAGAACAAGUAUUUGAUACACUGCCGAUUUUGCAGGUUUUCCUACUUACAAAGCAUGUAGAGGUCUGUAAUUUUUAUCAUAGGUACACUUCAACCGUGAGAGACAGAAUGUAAAACAAAAAUCCAGAAAAUCACAUUGUAUGAUUUUUAAGUAAUUAAUUUGCGUUUUAUUGCAUGACAUAAGUAUUUGAUCACCUACCAACCAGUAAGAAUUCCGGCUCUCACACACCUGUUAGUUUUUCUUUAAGAAGCCCUCCUGUUCUCCACUCAUUACCUGUAUUAACUGCACCUGUUUGAACUCGUUACCUGUAUAAAAACACCUGUCCACACACUCAAUCAAACAGACUCCAACCUCUCCACAAUGGCCAAGACCAGAGAGCUGUGUAAGAACAUCAGGGAUAAAAUUGUAGACCUGCACAAGGCUGGGAUGGGCUAUAGGACAAUAGGCAAGCAGCUUGGUGAGAAGGCAACAACUGUUGGCGCAAUUAUUAGAAAAUGGAAGAAGUUCAAGAUGACGGUCAAUCACCCUCGGUCUGGGGCUCCAUGCAAGAUCUCACCUCGUGGGGCAUCAAUGAUCAUGAGGAAGGUGAGGGAUCAGCCCAGAACUACACGGCAGGACCUGGUCAAUGACCUGAAGAGAGCUGGGACCACAGUCUCAAAGAAAACCAUUAGUAACACACUACGCCGUCAUGGAUUAAAAUCCUGCAGCACACGCAAGGUCCCCCUGCUCAAGCCAGCGCAUGUCCAGGCCCGUCUGAAGUUUGCCAAUGACCAUCUGGAUGAUCCAGAGGAGGAAUGGGAGAAGGUCAUGUGGUCUGAUGAGACAAAAAUAGAGCUUUUUGGUCUAAACUCCACUCGCCGUGUUUGGAGGAAGAAGAAUGAUGAGUACAUCCCCAAGAACACCAUCCCAACCGUGAAGCAUGGAGGUGAAAACAUCAUUCUAUGGGGAUGCUUUUCUGCAAAGGGGACAGGACGACUGAACCGUAUUGAGGGGAGGAUGGAUGGGGCCAUGUAUCGUGAGGUCUUGGCCAACAACCUCCUUCCCUCAGUAAGAGCAUUGAAGAUGGGUCGUGGCUGGGUCUUCCAGCAUGACAACAACCCGAAACACACAGCCAGGGCAACUAAGGAGUGGCUCCGUAAGAAGCAUCUCAAGGUCCUGGAGUAGCCUAGCCAGUCUCCAGACCUGAACCCAAUAGAAAAUCUUUGGAGGGAGCUGAAAGUCCGUAUUGCCCAGCGACAGCCCCGAAACCUGAUGGAUCUGGAGAAGGUCUGUAUGGAGGAGUGGGCCAAAAUCCCUGCUGCAGUGUGUGCAAACCUGGUCAAGACCUACAGGAAACGUAUGAUCUCUGUAAUUGCAAACAAAGGUUUCUGUACCAAAUAUUAAGUUCUGCUUUUCUGAUGUAUCAAAUACUUAUGUCAUGCAAUAAAAUGCAAAUUAAUUACUUAAAAAUCAUACAAUGUGAUUUUCUGGAUUUUUGUUUUAGAUUCCGUCUCUCACAGUUGAAGUGUACCUAUGAUAAAAAUUACAGACCUCUACAUGCUUUGUAAGUAGGAAAACCUGCAAAAUCGGCAGUGUAUCAAAUACUUGUUCUCCCCAUUGUAAAUAGAUAUAUAUACAUAUCCUUUAAAAAUAUAUAUUUCCCUUUAUUACUUUCCAACCCCACCACCCCUUCCCUAAUUGGAGUAAACAAGUGAACAACAACGCUUAGGCCUCUACUUCCAGCUUAUACAUACUAUAUACAUUUUAUGGACACAGUCAAAUUCUACAAUAAUUAUAUUUUGUUUAUUUUUACUCCUGAACUUCCUCCGAUCAAUUUCAUGAUGUCCAUCUGGUUUGCUUCUAUAUGCCAUAUUUUUCUAACUGUGCUGUUUCACAAAAGCUCUCAACCUAUAACCUAUAUAAUUAUUAUGGACACAGUAUGCUUUACAUUAGUUAUCUUGUUGUUAUUAGUUGUUGUUAGUUGUUAUUAGUCCCAUCAUUCAGCACCAUUCAACACCUCCCAUCUAUCUCUUAACACCAUCCAUAUUGGAUUUAUAUUUGCCAUAUAUUUUUCAACUGUACUGUGAUGUUUCACAAAAGUUCUGAACCCUUCUAUUCUCAUUGUUUCUACAGAUGCUAAAAGUAUUAUUAUAUUAUUGAUCGAUUGACUAUGACUUUUCAGAUCACCCAAUAGUGCUAUCUGCAGGGUUAGCUCCAGGUAAAUAUUGCAAUCCUUCAGCCAUUCCUGGACCUGGGACCAAAAACAAGCUACAAAUGGACAGUACCAAAACAAAUUAUCUAAUGAUUCUGUCUCUUCGCAGCAAAAUCUGCAGAGCUGGUGGGAAGAUUGUAUCCCCCAUAUAAAUAAUAUUCUAUUGGUAGCAAGAAUCUUGUAUAAUAAUUUAAAUUGAAAAAUUCUAAGUUUUGAAUCCGGUGUCGUUUUGCGUAGCAGUUCAUAAACACUAUGCCAUGGAAUCGGUACGUCAAAAAUCUCUUCCCAACUAUUUUGCAAUCUAUAUGGUACGGCUGUCAAUCCUUUGGUCCUUAAAUGAAACUGGUAUAUUUUUUUAUUUAUCACAAUUUUCUUUAACCAAUUAUGUUCUUUAAUGCAGGGCCGACAGACAAGUUCCUUACUUUUUCGCCCUUCCACUUUCCUCUUCCAUUUUUGCGGUAAUUUCCAUAUGUUUUUGUUAGCUGCAUGUGCGACAUAACUCCACCAGUGCUACCUAUGAUACAAUUUAUGAAGAUUAUACCUUUUUUUAAAUUUUUUAUAAAAAUAUAAUGGCAUUAUUUUUCUUUCUUUUUUAUCAAUUAGUAUAUUUGAGUUUAACAUAAUAUUUGUUGCAUUAUUUGUUCUGUCGUUUCUGGAGGAUUAAAUUGAAAUUGCAACCAACUUUCUAUGACUUGUUUUAGAAAUAGUGAUAUUUGGUAAUCUGAAUAAAGGGAAAAAGGACAUUAUUGAACAUUGGGUGAGACAAUCUUACUAAUUUCCUAGAGAACCAGUUCGGAUUUAAGUAUAACUUUUGUAUGACUGAAGCUUUUAGUUAUAGGUCUAAUGCUUUAAUAUUUAAUAAUUUAUGUCCUCCGAAUUCAUAGUCAUUAUAUAAAUAGGCCCGUUUAAUUUUGCCUGGCUUGCCGUUCCAAAUAAAAUGGAAUAGUUUUUUCUCAUAUAAUUUAAAAAACUGUUCGCUAGGCGUAGGCAAGACCAUAAGCAAGUAGGUAAACUGGGAUAAUACUAAAGAGUUAAUCAGGGUGAUUUUUCCACAAAUAGACAGGUAUUUACAUUUCCAUGGUAGCAAAAUCGUAUCUAUUUUUGCUAACUUUCUAUUAAAAGUUAUUGGAGUGAGAUCAUUUAUUUCAUUUGGGAUAUGUAUUCCGAGUAUAUCUACAUGACCAUCAGACCAUUUUAUUGGCAAACUACAUGGUAAUCAAGCCUACUACUGUGUGUCAUCUGCAAACUUGAUGAUUGAGUUGGAGGCGUGCAUGGCUACGCAGUCAUGGGUGAACAGGGAGUACAGGAUGGGGCUGAGCACACACCCUUGUGGGGCCCCAGUGUUGAGGAUCAGCGAAGUGGAGAUGUUGUUUCCUACCUUCACCACCUGGAGGCGGCCCGCCAGGAAGUCCAGGACCCAAGCUUGAUGAUGAGCUUGGAGGGUACUAUGGCGAUGAAUGCUGAGCUAUAUUCAAUGAACAGUAUUCUUACAUAGGUAUUCCUCUUGUCCAGAUGGGAUAGGGCAGUGUGCUGGCGAUUGCAUCGUCUGUGGACCUAUUGGGGGUAUGCAAAUUGAAGUGGGUCUAGGGUGACAGGUAAGGUGGAGGUGAAAUGAUCCUUGACUAGUCUCUCAAAGCACUUCAUGAUGACAGAAGUGAGUGCUAUGGGCGAUAGUCAUUUAGUUCAGUUACCUUUGCAUUCUUGGGUACAUGAACAAUGGUGGCCAUCUUGAAGCAUGUGGGGACAGCAGACUGGGAUAGUCAUGGACGUAUGUCAUGGACCCUUGUCCUGAUACUCUACCUACCGCGCCUCCCAUGAACUUCACCUACAAUGCAUGCAUGGACACUGGGUUGUACUGCAUCAUCCCCCAGAAUGUAGCUGCAUGGACCCAUCUUCUACCUUCAUUACAUGCAUGGCCUAAUGAUGUAUAUAAACACAUACAGUAUGUAUGGCUAUGGCAUGGCCACACAGACGUUUGUCCUCCUCAUCGCCAUCUUGUCUCCUCAUCGCCAUCUUUGUCUCAACACAUGGCACUCUGGUCCAUUACUAAUUGCUACCUCUUCAAUUUGUACGCCAGAUGUCCUUCUACUCAGACUUUGUCCCUACUGUACGUCUACCUUGCCCUGACUGCAUGUACACAUUCCUACUUAUCAGCCUUAUCUCUCUAUUCACACAUUAUCUUACAUUAGUUUCAUCUAAACUCAAAAUAAGGGUUGUUUAUCAUGCUUAACUGCCUUUUCUAUAGCCGUUUCAACCUCAGUGUUUUAAUGGGAAAGUUCCCCACCCUAAAUGACUCAGAGAUAAACAUGGCACAUGGAUAGGGUGACUCAUAGUCAUUUACUAGUGCCAUGUGGUUUUACAUAGGGAAUGAUUUCAGAUGUACUCCCUUUUCAAUAUGGAGCGUAGUGUGCCAUGCAGUGACAUACAGUGGCUGCAGUUUUUCAUAUACAGUUAUUUUAUUCCUGGCCAGGCAAAAAUAAAUAACAAUUAUGAUCAAGUUUCAGGUUAAAAGUUGCCUUGUUUGCCUUGUUUUUAUAAGGGAUGACCCGCGUGAACAUCCCUCAGUCUCAUUGAACAAAUUGGUUGACAUUCUAAAUGUCAACAUGUUGACUGCUACCAAUUAACUUGACGUUAUUUUCACAUUGUCUCCCUCACUCUCUCACUGUUGAUUAGAUCGAUCUCCUCUAUAAAUAGUUAACUGGCUUAAAGAGUUUCUGGGUCAUUCUACCUCUUUUGAAAGUGUAACUUGGUCAAAAGAAACGUUUGAUUUCACCUAAUUUUAACUUUCUGUAAUAACGUUGGUAGAGCAUGGUGCUUGCAACACCAGGGUUGUGGGUUCGUUUCCCACGGGGGGCCAGUAUGAAAAUGUAUGCACUCACUAACUGUAAGUCGCUCUGGAUAAGAGCGUCUGCUAAAUGACUAAAAUGUCAAUGUAAAUCUCAAGAGGUUAAAUUUAAAAAAUGGCGAUAGUAAGUGCAUACUAAGUGCCAAAUAAAGUAACAGGGUUGACUAACAGGGUUUACGAUUUCUUCUUAAAUCAGCCAUAAAUCCCGUUGUGACAGGGGGAAUGGAAGAUUGUUGUGUGUAACAGGGAGUGGCAAUUGAAUGCAAGCUUCACCAUUUUUUAUUUAUUGUUAAAAAAUGUCUAGCCUGUCUAGCUAUGGGUAACAGGGUUGACGUGUUAUGCUCAACCCACUCAGUUUUCCACCACAAAACACCAGAAAAUGGCCAACAAGAGUUGAAACAGCUCACAUGCUUUUAUUCUAUGAUUUGACUAUUAGAUGUUCAAUGUUUCUUUUGAAAAAAAUAUUUCAAAAAUAGUUUCAUCAUAUUAAAAUGAGAGUUCAGUUCACAUAGCAGGGUUGACCUUAAAAUGAAGGACAGGCGUAAAUCAAUCACUAAUCACAUUAAAUAAAUAAUAAUCUUCAGAAAUGACUUUGUCAAAGCAACAAAAUAACUAGGGCUUUACAAUGAUGGUGAAACUUGGAGACAUUUUGUAAUUAAGUGGGUUAAAACCUUCCUAGAAGUGGGUUGACGGAGGGACAUGUCAAAAUGCUGAAUUUUAGCGCUUCAGCAAGCCUUUAUUCAUAUAAAAAUCUGAUCUAUUGAAUUCUCCAUGUGGUCUUCAUUUGAUAUAACAUGCUUUUAAAAUGCAAUAUUAGUGCACAAUUUCUACUUAAAAUAUCAAAGGGACGCAAAAGGCACUCAUUUCGUGGAUGACCCUUCUAUAAGUUUCAAACUUUCCCCCAACUGUAGUCAUGGCAAGACAACAACAACAACUCUAGAAUGCCAGUCAGUUGUGGGGCAGUAGCCUCUUACCCCAAUCCUAUAGUUAGCUAAUGUCUACAGAUAAAUAAAGCAAAUAAUACUGAAAGUAGCACUUUACUUUACAUUGCCAUUAUACCCAUGUAACUGCACAGUAAUAACAGUAGUAACAACGUUGUAUGAGACCCAAUGUUGUAAAAAUGCAGCGUUUCCUAAAUUGCAUCCUGUACAGAUCCUAAACUCAAACAAUAUGUCAAACACUACAUAGUGCAUCUCCUUAGACCCAGAUGUAUCUCUUAGUAGUAUUUGUUGUGUGUUGGUAUGAUUAUUGUGGCAUCAGUAGCCUCUGAAACAUUAGAACCCUGUCAACUUGUAUAAGACCACACUGGUCCCCUAUUCAAGCAUAUGUUGUAGGCCAUCCAUGAAAGUAAAUGACUAGACAUAUUUUUUCCUGUCUUCUCUAAGAUAAAGUGAUUAUGUAAAAACAUGUUAAUUGAUAAACAAACAUUCUGAGCCAGAGCUAAACGUAGUUUUGUAAGUGUUGCAAAAACACAACAUUGGGAUUAAAGGGUCGCCAAACUGAGCCAUUGGGCUACAUUCAUAUAUUGAUUGACAAGUUAGAGAGAUUGUUCUCCUUCAAAAUUCUGCAAAUAUGGACAACAAAAUACUUCAAGAGUAACUUUGAUGUCCCCUCUACACAUCAAAAGAACAAAACUACCAUUUUUGUUAGUUUUUUUGUGUGUAGUUUAUGAGGUAAGAAUACUGCCUUUGAUGACCAUUCAUUUUAUGGUAAAGAAGUAAGAUAGGAGGUUCUCUCUAUACAUAAAUCCAGAAUUAUACAACCAAAUAUUAUUAAAAGUAAGUUAGAUGUUCUCCAUGCGUACAAAACCCACCAAAUAGUUGAUCCUUUCAAAAUACAUAUGUUUUUGACAGCGAUAUUUUAAAAAUGUGGAUCGAUCGAAUUGAUCAAUUUGGCUAUUUCAGACAAAAUAGGACUUCAUUUCAGUUUAAUAUGUAAAUGCUUUUGAUCCAUUUUGAUGUGAAUUUCACCGUUUUUUUUAUUAACACACAUUUUCCUACCAUUGAAGCCCAAUGUUGCAUGUUUGCAACGUUUCCAGAUCUUUCUGAGCAAACUUAACAUUAAAAAAACUGAUUAUUUUCAUAAUCAGAGGCCUAUUACAAGUACACUAUAUAUACAAAGGUAUGUGUACACCACUUCAAAUUAGUGGAAUAGGCUAUUUCAGCCACAGCUGUUGCUGACAAGUGUAUAAAAUCGAACACACUGCCAUGCAAUCUCCAUAGACAAACAUUGGCAGUAGAAUGGCCUUACUGAAGAGCUCAGUGACUUUCAACAUGGCACCGUCCUAGGAUACCACCUUUCCAACAAGUCAGUUCAUCAAAUUCCUACCCUGCUAGAGCUGCCACGGUAAACUGUAAGUGCUGUUAUUGUGAAGUGGAAACAUCUAGGUGCAACAACGGCUCAGCUGCGACUUGGUAGGCCACACAAGCUCAAAGAAUGGGACCGCCGAGUGUGAAGUGCGUAGCACGUAAAAAUCGUCUGUCCUCGGUUGCAACGUCAGCACAAGAACUGUUCAUCGGGAGCUUCAUGAAAUAGGUUUCCAUGGCUGAGCAGCCGCACACAAGCCUAGGAUCACCAUGCGAAUCUGGGUUUGGCGGAUGCCAGGAGAACGCUACCUGCCCCAAUGCAUAGUGCCAACUGUAAAGUUUGGUGGUGGAGGAGGAAUAACGGUCUGGGGCUCUUUUUCAUACUCCGGGCUAGGCCCCUUAGUUCCAGUGAAGGGAAAUAUUAACGCUACAGCAUACAAUGACAUUCUAGACGAUUCAGUGCUAAUAACUUUGUGGGAACAGUUUGGGGAAUGCCCUUUCCUGUUUCAGCAUGACAAUGCCCCUGUGCACAAAACGAGAUCCAUACAGAGAUGGUUUGUUGAGAUCGGUGUGGAAGAACUUGACUGGCCUGCACACAGCCUUGACCUCAAUUCCAUCGAACACCUUUGGGUUGAAUUGGAACGCCGACUGUGAGCCAGGCCUAAUCGCCCAACAUCAGUGCCCGACCUCACUAAUGCUCGUGUCUGAAUGGAAGCAAGUCCCCGCAGCAAUGUUCCAACAUCUAGUGGAAAGCCUUCCAAGAGAAGUGGAGGCUGUUAAAGCAGCAAAGGGGGGAUCAACUCCAUAUUAAUGCCCAUGAUUUUGGAAUGAGAUGUUCGACAAGCAGGAGUCCACAUACUUUUGGUCACAUUGUGUAUUUCUGAAGGGGAAUAAAAAACAUUUUCCUCAUUUGGAUCUAUGCUUGGGUCUCACAUGGUUAGAAGUAAUACAAGUUACAUAAGACACAGCAUUUCCAUAUUGAAUUUUGAAUGUUCUUCUCAUGCUACUACAAAUUAUAUUUCACUCUAUAAAAACUACAAUGAUGAACCCUUUAAGCCCCAAGGCUAUAGAGGCCUACUAAUGAUAACACAGGGGCCUGACUAGGUAUGUUCCCCUACUGUCUAUACUAGUAUUGUUUUUCUAGGCAAUGUAUGAUAGUGAGCAUUUCUUUAACAAAAUCAUGUAAUCUAUGUGAGAUAUUUCAUGUUUGCAUUUCUGUAGAGGAGAAAAACAUGUUGUUUAGCCUCAGCUUCCUGUAUGCCUUAAUUACAGUGUGUACAGAUGUGUGCAAUCGGAAGCAUCUCAGCACACACAGGGUACAUCUAUCUCGAGUUCUGUCCUCAUGUGACUCACGACCCGGUGACAAACACUGAGGUCACCAAGAUCCUUCUAGAGAAUUCUGACCGCUUAAGAACCUGGGGAAAUCAAUUAAGUUAGAUGCUGCAUGUUAGUCACAAGAUCGCAAAAAAGGAGGAAAACUAUAUAAUUUGCCAUAGCAUUGAUAAUGUUAUCAGAUGACAAUUUGGCCAAGUGUACAAUAUCAAUAGUGAACUUGGGAUAAACAGCUUGAAGAGGGUUGAAGAGACCCCUCUCAGCUGCAAGUAAGAUAAGAGGUUUGCUUGUAUGUGUUGUGUGUGUGUGUGUGUGUGUGUGUGUGUGUGUGUGUGUGUGUGUGUGUGUGUGUGUGUGUGUGUGUGAGCGCGUGUGUUAGAAAACCAUGGCAACACUUCGUAUCAGCAGAUCAAAUCCUGGGAUGAAUAUCUGAAUCCGAAUGGAUUCAGUUUCCCAAUAACACAUAUGCCAUUCAGAAAAAAAAAACCAGUGCUGGUAACACUUUACUUUAAGCAUGCAGGUAUAAUGCAUUAUGAUGUAGUUAUAAUGCAUUGUAAGACUUUCAUGAGCAUGCAUGACCCCUAUGGUUUUAAAAUAAUCUCAUAAUGAUCUGGACUAAAUACCAGUAUAUAAACCUUUUCAAAGCAGCCUUUGUAUUUUUUAAGUAUACAUUGGAGAAUGAUGAACUUACCAAGUAUACUUGUAGACCCCCACUAAAUCCAUUUUUCUCUGUGUUCUAUGUUACUCUAGUUGUGUGUGGUCUCCUUGCUGGGCUUCGUCCUCUACUGCAUCACCUACGUACCAGACGAGAGGACCUCCAUGCAAUUCAUCGCCAAAGUGAGACCCACAUGCCCUCUGACACAAUUUCCUGUCCAACUGAGCAGAGACCAAGGCAAACUCUCUCUAAUGGGAUGAUUAGUCAUGUUUAUACAGGAGAAUGCCAUUCAUUAUCAAACACAUUUCCCGUCUCAUUCAAAUCAACCAUACAAAGGUUGUUGUUAGAGCCAGUUAAUCUGAUUUAGACUAACGUGUAGGGCCAAUAUACUACAACACAGAGAACAUUGAUUGCCACAUUGACAUACUGUAUGCAGACCUGGGUUCAAAUACUAUUUAAAAUCUUUAAAAUACUUGUUUUAGCAUAGCUGUAAUGCCAGAUGGGCGGGGUUUGCACUUUGUGACUGUUCUAAUACACUGUACAAAAAUAUAAACGCAACAUGCAACAAUUUCAAAGAUUUUACGGAGUUACAGUUCAUUUAAGGAAAUCAGUGAACGUAAAUAAAUUAGGCCCUAAUCUAUGGAUUUCACAUGACUGGGAAUACAAAUAUGCAUCUGUUGGUCACAGACACCUUAAAAAGAAAGUAGGGGCGGGGAUCAGAAAACCAGUUAGUAUCUGGUGUGACCACCAUUUGCCUCAUGCAGUGCGACACAUCUCCUUCACAUAUAGUUGAUCAGGCUGUUGAUUGUGGCCUGUGGAAUGUUGUACCACUGUUCUUCCAUGGCUGUGCGAAGUUGUUGGAUAUUGGCGGGAACUGGAACACGCUGUCGUACACGUCGAUCCAGAACAUUCCAAACAUGCUCAAUGGGUGAUAUGCCUGGUGAGUAUGCAGGAACAUUUUCAGCUUCCAGGAAUUGUGUACAGAUCCUAGCAGCAUUACCAUGCUGAAACAUGAGGUGAUGGCGGCGGAUGAAUGGCAUGACAAUGGGCCUCAGGAUCUGGUCACGGUAUCUCUGUGCAUUCAAAUUGCCAUCGAUAAAAUGCAAUUGUGUUCGUUGUCCGUAGCUUAUGCCUGCCCAUACCAUAACCCCACCGCCACCAUGGGGCACUCUGUUCACAAGGUUGACAUCAGCAAACCACUCAGCCACACGUCUGCCAUUUGCCCGGUACAGUGGAAACCGUGAUUCAUCCGUGAAGAGCACACUUCUCCAGCGUCCAAGUGGCCAUCGAAGGUGAGCAUUUGCCCACUGAAGUCGGUUACGAGGCUGAACUGCAGUCAGGUCAAGACCCUGGUGAGGACGACGAGCACGCAGAUGAGCUUCCCGAGACGGUUUCUGACAGUUUGUGCAUGUGGUUGCACCUUCAAUGUGAUACUGUAUGUACAGUAUAGGGCCAUAGAGAGAAAUGCAGAGCACAGCAUGCCUACUGGCAAGGUUCUGUAGGAGGCCUAUGGGUAGAUGAGCACAGUUAUUGGACAUGAUUUGAUUGUCUCAUUUAAUUGGCCAUAAAAUGUAGGCAGUUGGAAUUUCCAAUCAAUUAGAGUCCGCCCACCACUGUUUGCCCAUUGUGACUGAGCUGCGUACAAAUACAAUAUUUUGGACUUCCUCCACUCAAAAUGUAUGUAAAAGUAGACUUAUAACGUGUAUAAACAGAACAAUACAUUUAAAAAGUAAUACAAUCUACAUUCAGUGGCGUAAAUCUAUUCUCCCUAUUUUUCCUUUCUUUAUGUCUUCCUAAAGUUCAUAACAUAAAAUACUUUGAGUACAGCGAUAUAUGAAAGGCUUUGUGAUGCUCUUUAUGUCAUUUAUGUACAACAGUUGGCAGUACAAUACAUCUCAUGACGUACUUCAGUUCUCCAUAUUUCCCCGCAUUUUUUUUUUUUUUUACCGCCAUUUCAAAUCAAGCAAGCAUCAAACAUGACAUAAUACUAUAAUCGGCAUAUAACGGAGUGUGAAUACAGUGCGAAUCAGGACUCUGUUACGUAACCUGUGGAUUUAGAUGAAUGGCUAGUGCUAUUGUACACUGUAAUUACAUAAACCAUACAAAGCCCCUCUUGCACAUUAUCAAGCUGUAUUUUAGACCCCGUUUACACAAUGUGGACAUUAACUCCUGAGUGGCGCAGUGGUCUAAGGCACUGCAUCGCAGUGCUAACUGUGCCACUAGAGAUCCUGGUUCGAAUCCAGGCUCGAAUCCAGGCUCUGUCGCAGCCGGCCGCGACCGGGAGACUCAUGGGCGGCGCACAAUUGGCCCAGCGUCGUCUAGGGUAGGGGAGGGAAUGGCCGGCAGGGAUGUAGCUCAGUUGAUAGAGCAUGGCGUUUGCAACGCCAGGGUUGUGGGUUCGAUUCCCACGGGGGGCCAGUAUAAAAAAAAUAUGUAAUCACUAACUGUAAGUCGCUCUGGAUAAGAGCGUCUGCUAAAUGACUAAAAUGUAAAUACAGGCACCUGCCAAAAUAAAGGAAACACCAACAAAGUGUCUUAAUAUUGUGUUCGGCCACCACGAGCCGCCAAAACAGUUUCAAUUGUCCUUGGCAUAGAUUUUACAAGUGUCUGGAACUCUAUUGGAGGGAUGCGACACCAUUCUUCCACAUGAAAUUACAUCAUUGGUGUUUUGUUGAUUGUGGUGGAAAACGCCAUCUCAGGUGCUCCACAAUCUCCCGUAAGUGUUCAAUUGGGUUGAGAUCUGGUCACACACACACACAAACACUCCUUUGAGACCCGUCUUUCAAAGUCACCGAGAACUUUUCUUCUAGCCAAAAUAAUGGGCAACUGGCCAUUUUAAUUCAUGACUUCAAGCAUGCUGUGAUGUUAAUUGCUUAAUUAACUCAGGAACCAGACUUUGUAUCCCUCAUUUACUCAAGUGUUUCCUUUAUUUUGGCAGUUACCUGUACAAACACAAAUACACAGCAUGUGGGUAAAGGUACAGUGGGAGGCAGCUGCAUGGGAUUCUCACAGGAACACUGUCUACAUAAUGCAGUCAGUCCUCCUUUUCAACUAGAAUGUUUUUUGUGUGAAAAUGACUGAAUUCUUUAGAAAAUGACCCCAGAUGACAUCAUAGGGGGUCAUUUUCUUCUUAUCUAAGCUAAUUGACUACAUGUAGAACAUUUAGGUUUUCAAAUAUGGAAACACCGGUAUGGUGCUGCUGUGCUGGACAUAAUGAAUAUGAGGUUAAAAAGUGGUGAAGUUCCCCUUUAAGACAGUCUUGCUCUGUCAGGUUCUACCUCUGGCUGGUAGCCAGGAUCUGCUGGUAUUUAUUGGUGCUCUGCGGGGAGAUAAUCGUUAGCAGACAGAAACCUAUUUAGAUUGGAAACUGAUAUGGCUAGAGAGUGGGCAUACCUGGUUCACUAUAGCCUGCUAACACUUAAGUCACUUCAAUCAGUCAUUGAAUGUGCUACAGUAAGCUGAGUAAAGACAUACAACUCCAGUCGUCUUAGCCCUAGUGUAGACAACCAGGGUCAUGUUCAGGCUCCAACACAGAAAAAGCUGUGAAAUAUCGUUGUUAUUGGUAGUCUGUCCUCUAUUUCAAAUAAUGUAUCUAAUUUCGUGCUAAACAUGACCCUGCAGUUGUCCUUAAGGAUGACCUCCCUCUAAGUAUUUAUCCCCCACUAUGCUUAGCUAUGCUAUGAUUCACUACACUACACCACACGAGCUCACUUCCUCUCUUCUCCCCCUCCAGUUGCUGUACUUCAUCCUGUGCACGGUGGGCCUGGUCCUCUCUGUCCUGGUCAUGGCCUUCUCUGGCCAUCACUACGCCCAGACCAACGGCUUCAGCUGCCUGGAGGUGGGAGAUGACUGCUUGUGCACCCUGGACCCCCACGACCCAAUCGCCAGGACCUUCACCUACGCGGGAGUCAGCGAUUGCGGAGAGGUCACAGGCACCCUGAAGUUGUACUUCCUGCUUCAGAUUGCCCUGAACCUGACCCAAGCCCUGGUGUGUGCCCUGGGGGCCUUCGUCAUGUGGAAGCACCGCUACCAGGUGUUCUUCGUGGGGCUGCAGAUGGGCUCGCCCUCCUUCCAGCACUGGCAGAAGGUCUGA